AUGGAGUCGGACGGAGAACGUGACGCCGGAUACAACCACUACAAUUCUCCUCAGCACCAGCCGCAACAGAGCUACCACCGGAACUACGAGGACUACGUCCACUCGAUGCAGCAACAGCAGCAACAGCACAAUCCAGCAGCCAGCUCGCCGUUGUCCACGUUGUCCCAACACGGUAGCAUGUUGGCGCCACCAAGCCCAGGAAUGCUAGGGGCCGGUAACGGUAUGAUGGCGUCCCCACUCAUGCAGUCCCACUCGCCACUGCUCUCUUCCAAUGCGUCCCUGCUGCAGUCCCAAUCACCGCUUCUCUCCAGCUCACCGCUUAUGAGCCAGUACAGUCCGUAUCACCAUCAGGACGUUCCGAUGCCAACGAUCCUACCGGGUCAGGAUGAACCCGGUGGUGGUGGGGGUGGUGGUGGAGGAGGUGGUGGAUGGGGUGGGUACGCACUAACGGCGGCCGGACCCUACCAGAGCGAGUUCUGCGCAUCGAACUAUGGAGUGUUGCAUCAACGGCAGGCUUAUGGAGGACCUCACGGAGCAGGAAAACUUGGUCCACACGGAGGACUUAAGAGUGCUAAGGAGGCUCGGAUUCGGCGGCCUAUGAACGCGUUUAUGGUGUGGGCGAAGGUUGAGCGGAAGAAGCUUGCGGACGAGAAUCCAGAUCUGCACAACGCCGAUCUCAGCAAAAUGCUCGGCAAAAAGUGGCGCUCACUAACCCCACAGGAUCGUCGCCCGUACGUAGAGGAAGCGGAACGUUUGCGAGUGAUUCACAUGACCGAACAUCCGAACUACAAAUAUCGGCCAAGGCGCCGGAAGCACGCCAAAGCUCGCACUGGUCCCGGUUCCGGUCCCACCGUAGGUGCGAUCGGUUCGGCAGGAGUAACUUCCGGUGGUGCAGGAACCGGAAACACCCAGUCGGGUGGUGCAACCGUUAACAAUUCGUCCCCAAGCGAGCUAAAUUACGGUGAUGGUGAUUCGUCCCAGCGCAUGAGCCCGUACACAUACAACCCGCACUACUACGCAGGCAGUAACAACGCACUCAACACACCGGAUUCGAGCCCCACCCAGAGUCCGGAACCGAUCGUCGUCCCACCGACCGUUGGUAGCCGGAAGUUGGUCGUAGUGUCGUCUUCAUCCUCGGGAGCGAAUGGGGCGCCCUCUAGCGGAGAAACCGGUCAAAAGCUGGAUGAUGUUGCGUCCGCUUUACCGACACCUGAGAUGAGUCCGCUUGAGCUUGAGAAAGAACCCGGAUUUGGUGGUGGAGGACUGCAUUCAGCUCACGCUGGAAGCUACGAUGAUUUGAAGAGCAAGCAAAAGCUCACGUAUGACGCCGUGUAUGGUGUGAAGAGUGAGCAAAAGCUACCGGCCUCUUUCCCGGGACAUGCGUACGAUCACGACACGCACCAGAAGUCACCAUCAUCAUCAUCACCAUCAACAACAGCAGCAACAGGUGACAAACGGUACUCGUACGAAGGUGUUGCUCAGCUCGCGAAUGGUUUGCACGAAAAGCGCAACUAUCUCUCAGCUAGCUCGAGCUCGACCACGACUACGGCGAUGGUGAAUGGGAUGUAUGUGAUGUGCACGAAUCGUAGCAUCCUGGAUCAAGGACAUAUCGUCACUGGGACGUACUUUCCACCGUUGGCUACCUCCGAGGAUCAUCAGACACUCGGUACCACUACCAUGACGACGACGAGCCACGGUCCACACCUCAGUACAAACAAUCACGGUGGUAGUGGUGCGCAAGGAUCCACUGGGCAGCAAAAGACCUCUAACGGGCUCGGGUUGGCAGGAUCCGCUUCUCAGAUGGCGCAGAUUAGCAACGCGCAGCAUCUUCAGCAACAACAGCAGCAACAGCAGCAGCAGCAGCAACAACAACAACAGCAGGUGGCGUUGACCAGUGAUCAACUCAAUAGCUAUUAUGGCACGGCUUCACUCUCGAAUGGGACGCUGCCGACGUAUUCGUACGCGUACAAGGACUACGGCAUUAUGUACGAGAGCCACAUCCUGCCGGGACAGGAUGUUGAGCCAGUGGAUUCGCGUGAGCUUGAUAAGUACCUUAAGUAUCCUGACAGCAACCACAACUUCAAUGGAUACGAUAGUGCGAGUUAUCAUCACGGAGGCGGCUCUACACCUUCUGGAGGUGCGAUUUAUGGGCUGGCUCAAGGCGAGUACUACAGCUAUGGAGGCGGUGUACUGACCCAUCAGUCCCAGGGACAACCUCAGCAACAACAGCAGCAACAGCAGCAGCAACAACAACAGCAUCAACAUCAACUCUCGCUGCCCGCUAAUGGUGGUGGACAGGUUGUUCCGAAGUUGUCAGACGCGAUGUUGCAGGGUGGAGGAGUUGGUGGUUCACACCAACUCCCAUCAACUCCUGUUGCACUGUACGCGCUUCCGCAACUCCAACAACAUGCGCAACACCUGGUAGCAGCCGCUGGUGGAGGCGCCCCAGGCACUCAAGUCGUGACCGUCCAACACGGCGGACAUCCUUUAGGUCCUAACGCCACCAUGACCGACAUCUACGUCACGAAUGAGCAACAGCUGAAGGACGACGAGUUCAGCAACAUCCUGGCCGGGGUGCGUAAGACGUGCUACAGCAACUGACGACCAGCGGCCGGUGGCACGACGUAAUACUCAACAACACUUCCGGCCAGCAACACUUCCGGUCCCGGGCUCGGAUUCGGGAGCAUUAUUUCAGCGUUUUGGGAGCCAGUUUUCCACCGUCCCAGUUUUCCCUUUAUUCACUCGUUAAGGAACC
Anopheles nili is the source of this 2755-nucleotide messenger RNA. It is a transcript of the gene Sox15, whose product is annotated as putative transcription factor SOX-15. The coding region runs from base 1 to 2601 and encodes 866 amino acids. Gene Ontology annotation, molecular function: RNA polymerase II cis-regulatory region sequence-specific DNA binding; DNA-binding transcription factor activity, RNA polymerase II-specific. The transcript has 5 exons. The record is from RefSeq and is a predicted model, not a curated record. Lineage: Eukaryota; Metazoa; Arthropoda; Insecta; Diptera; Culicidae. Gene Ontology annotation, biological process: cell differentiation; anatomical structure morphogenesis; regulation of DNA-templated transcription.